AACAUAUGGUUUUACUCAUUUGCUAAUUAGUAAUAUAGGUAAAUGUGUCUGCUAAUUAGUUUAUCAUUUUAUAUCACUUUGCUUAUGGAUACCUACAAUAAUUAUUUUAUAAAUUAAGCUAUAUAAAAUGAUUUAAAUUCAUUCAGUAGUGACUCGAGAUUAAUUAAUUAGUGAUACUUUAAGCAUGGUUCAGUUUUGUUUUUUUUAAGAAACCUGAUUUCAUUAUAAAAUCGGAAAAUGAUAAAGAGUUGGACCAUGAUUCUUGAAAGAUAGAAGUCUAAACAAAUCGUAAAGUUGAGCCCACCCAAAACACAAAAUGAAAGCUCACCCACAAAUACAUAAAUCAGAAAAAAACACAAGAGAAAAACUCCAAAGCCCACCCCAACACCCACGGUAACCCAACCCAGAAAAAACCCAAACACACCAAACACCACAACCCAGCCCACAAAACAACCCAAGCAUGGUUCAGUUAAAUAAAAUAUAGUUAGAGAGGGAAUGCCCAGCCAGAUUUGUUGAAACUAAAUGGCCAACCUAUUCCCAUAAAAAAAAGGCCAACCUACACUACCUUGGGCGGAUCCUUCUCCACUCCCCCACCUCCUCUACUGCCCAGUAUCCGAUUUUUUGGAUCUUCUAUGAGGUGAAGGCUGCCGCAUUCCAAGCCAUUAUUUCUUUAUUAAAUACAUUCAUUAUGAUUUUCAUUUCAUGUUAAUUAGUGGUGGUGUGGGGUGGGCCGGGCCGGCCGGGUUGGCGCAUCAAAUAAUAAUUAGCAACUUUGAGAGGCAAUUUUGGACAAGAAUUGUUGACACAGUUGCAAUUAGCAAUGUUGUUAAAACGGAACCGGACAUCGAUCCGGAUUAGUAAAAGGUUCAAGGUUUAUCAAAUAACCGGUGGUUAAUCGAUAUUAAAAACCGAUCAUAAACCGGUGUUGACUUACUUGGUAGACUUAACAAUUAUUUUUUUUUACAAUUAUUGUUUCACUUAUUAGAGAUAAAAGAAUAAAGUGAGAAUUAUUAAAACUGAAAAAGCAUAAUUUGGGCGGCUGCUAGGUCUUUUUUGGGAAAAGUGAACUGAUUUUUCUUCUCUUUAUAUUUUAUUCUGUACUUACCUUCUUUUGUUUUUGAAUUUUUAAUUGCAACAAAAUAAAAGGAAGGCGCAUGUUUGAUUUUAAGAAGGUGGGUCGUUCCCCUCAAAAAAAAAAAAAAAAAAAAAGAGAAGGUGGGUCGUGAGUUCCAUGACACAGCCGCCUCUUGAACUCUAAAUGGCCAACCUUCUCCACUCCCCCACGAGGCCACAAAUCCUUCUCCACUCCCCCACUAUCCCACUUUCCACACACACACGUACUCCACUGCAUGCGGCCAAGUAAAUCACGUGUGUAGAAUCACUUUCUCUCCUUUAUAUAAUGGAGAUGCCACUUUCUCUCAUGUUACAAUUUUUCGUUUACUACUUCCCAUACAAAACACUUCGGUUCCAUUGACCGUGCAAAUUGCAUUCAAUAUGGCGGGCCUGCCUCAAUUCAAUCAGUAAGUACUGCUCAUGCAUCCAACAAAUACUACAUCAUGUAAUUUCGAUUCUUUUUCACUACUUACUGCCAAAACUUACAGUCCAAUAUAUAGGCUUCUCCAUGGUUUUAUUGCUAAUCUGCAAUAUGAUCAUGCUCUUGAAAUUUGUGAGCGUGCCGACACCAUCGAUCUCAUUAUGUUGCAAGUGGAUGUCGAAAAUCAGGUAACUAAACAAAUAAAUUUCUUUUUAAUCGUACGCCUUUUGUGGCAUGCUGCAUUUUAUCGAUUUGCUUUGACAAUAUUCGUUUCUGUGUUUACAUCAGGACACCUCUUUUUUGUUAUCCGGACGUGUAACGAAUUUGACGACGUCCUGGUCCCCUGCAUCUAGAAUCCAUUUCGUCCACCUCACAAUUGAGGACGAAUUCAUUGGUGUUGACAUCGUCUUCCCGUCAUCACAGUUACGAACGAUUAUUGGAUCUGUAUUCAGUCAUGCAGAUGUUGUCAAUGCUGACUAUAUGGCCCUUCUGAACAUGCUUGGAGAACAGACAUUUGAAGUCAUGGUCACAGUCGGUCCCUGGAACGAUGCAUUUGGUUAUUGUGAACUUGUGUUGGUGAAAUUAUUUUUGCAUUUGUUGAAUUGAGUACCAUGUCAUGAACAAUGAGACAAUGUCUUGAGUUUUCUUAUUUUGGACUUGCAUGUUAUUUGUCGUAAUACUCAACUAGAUUAGAUUUGUGAUUAGUAAGAUUUUAUGUAAGUAUUUUUAUCGUGAUUAGCUAAUCUUCAAAUGUAUUUCUAACUUAUUAUGAAUGUUCAUUCAAAUUACAUAUUCGUCUUCAACGAAUUGCAAAAUUGCAACAAUCUUAUGAUAAUAUAAAACAAGACUCAUUUCUUGACACUAUCAUUAUAGAUAUUGUAACUCCAUUUCCUUAAACAAAUACGGCCAACGGGCCGGGCUAUAGGCUAGUUUCUCUACUUACUACCUAACUCAAGGAAAUCCAAAGGAAAUAAAUUAAACCCACUUAUUCAUUUUUUUUAGUUUCCCAUUUUACUAGUUUGAAAUUCAACCUUCUUUUUUGGGAAAAUUUAAAGCCACUAUAAUUCUGUUCCUCCUUCCAUGGAAAUGUUAUUAUUAUUAUUAUUAUAAAUAAUUUACACAACCAUUUUUAUAUUCAAAAUACUCAAAAUUUUCCUUCAAACAGUUAAUGAAAAUAACAUUCUAACGCGUUAAUACAUUAUCUAACUAAUAUGCGAAAAUUACUCUAAUACUCGUCACUACGCGAAAUAGAUUGAUCAAUAGAAAUUAUGUGCAACAAUUGUGCAUGGUGAAAACUGGAAAAUAUGGUCUCAUACUGCACAGGCCACAGUGCACUCCACCCAAAAAAAAAAAAUCAUUCUCUCAAUUUUAUUUUCCUAAAAAAAAAACUUUUUCAUUAAAUAAUAAAAUUUAAUCUGUUCCAUCGUCCUGCUUUCGCUGUCCGCUGCCCCCUUUCCUUUUCUAAGGCAGGUUUUGCGACCUUGAAAAGCAAACAACUAGCUGCUGUUAGCUCUCUAUCCCAAAACUUACUCUCCGCCUCUCUCUCUCUCUCUCUCUAGCUUGCGCGCGCCUUUCCUUCUCUUAUAUCAUUCAUUCAGCAAGCGCAGCAUGAACUCAAUCUCCACCCCACCAUCAUAAUCGCCACAGCUCUAUCUGGAGCUUCAACCUCACAAAUUCAGACCCCUCUCUCUCUCUCUAUCGGUGCCUAAUUCUCAAUUAAUCCCCUGCCCCCAAAAUCAGUUAAGCAGAGUACUGCAACAAAUGAAAAUGGUGCCCAGCUCCGGCGCCGGCGCCGGUGGAAGGAAAGUGCUGGUCGGAGUGAAGUUAGACUGCCCGAGCAGGGAGCUACUGACUUGGGCUCUCGUCAAAGUUGCUGAGCCUGGGGAUGUCGUCAUUGCCCUCCAUGUCCUCGGCAGUAAUGAAAUUGUGGAUCGGGAAGGCAAGUCGCCACUUCUCUCCCUUGUGAAAGCUUUUGACUCUAUUCUCGCCGUCUAUGAAGGCUUCUGCAACUUGAAGCAGGUGGAUCUGAAGCUAAAGAUUUGCAGAGGAUCAUCAAUUAGGAAAAUACUGGUUCGAGAAGCAAAUUCAUACACAGCAACAAAACUCAUACUUGGAGCUGCCCCAAAUUACACAGUCCGCUCGCCGACCUCCGUGGCCAAAUAUUGCGCCAAGAAGCUUGCUGCCACUGAUUGUUCUGUUCUCGCAGUCCAUAAUGGGAAAGUGGUCUUUGAGCGACACUCUUCUCUUGUCGAUUCACAAGGGACAGAUUGUGGGAGGAAACCCCGCCAUGGCUUGCUCAACAAGAUCCACAGGUCAAUCUCCUUGCACAAGAACUCCAAAAUCAUGAGCGAAAAUGGUGGCAAUUUGGCGUCAGAUGAUGGUGGCCAGACUUUGCAGCAGGCCUUGGUGAAGGCUCGUUGUAAUAACAGUCUGGAGAAUGUCGUGAUGAAAGAUAGUUGCCUGGUUUGUGGGUCAGAAACCAAAGCAUCUUCUGAUAGACCUUGUAUUGAGGACUCUAAUGGAGAUGAAGGUGAAGGUUGCGACGAUUCUUUGGCCAUAGUGGCUGUACCAAAGGUGGAGGACACUACUACAAGUUCAAUUACUUUGUUGGUGAAGCAAUUGCCUGAAUCAAAACCUGGAUGGCCACUGCUCAGUCAUGUGGUAUCGUCAAAUCAUCAGAAACCUUCCACGGUGGGCAGAUCGUCGGUUAGGAAGAUCUCUGUGGUUCAAUGGGCACUGAGGCUACCCACUAGGCAGCUCUCUUCAUCGAUUCCUAGUUUGGAGUAUAAAUGUGAGGAAGAUAAUAAUAAUAAUGAUAAGUCUUCUUGUUUGGAUGAAGAAAGUGGUGCAAUUGUUCCUGUUGGUUUUGAGUCGUGGGGGACUUCGCCUUCUCCGGAUCGUAGCUUCAACACUUUGCCUAAAGAAUUAGAGGGCCUUCAUGAGAAAUACUCUGCAACUUGCAGAUUGUUCAAGUUCCUCGAACUCGCCUCGGCCACAUCUAAUUUCUUGCCAGAAAACUUGAUUGGGAGAGGUGGGAGCAGUCAGGUUUACAAAGGCUGUCUUCCUGAUGGGCAGGAACUCGCCGUGAAAAUCUUGAAGCCGUCUGAAGAUGUGUUGAAAGAGUUUGUUCUGGAAAUUGAAAUCAUUACUGCUUUGCAUCACAAGAACAUAAUUUCUCUCCUUGGGUUCUGUUUUGAGGACAAGCAUCUCCUCUUGGUUUAUGACUUGCUGUCCAGGGGAAGCCUGGAAGAGAAUCUUCAUGGUAAUAGAAAAGACACCGUUGGAUUCGGCUGGGGCGAGAGGUAUAGAGUGGCUGUAGGAGUUGCUGAGGCCUUGGAUUAUCUCCACAAUCACAGUGCUCAACCUGUAAUCCAUAGAGAUGUGAAAUCCUCAAACAUCCUAUUGUCUGAAGAUUUUGAGCCUCAGUUGUCUGAUUUUGGACUUGCUAAAUGGGCAUCAACCACUUCAUCCCAUAUAGUCUGUACUGAUGUCGCUGGAACUUUCGGUUACUUGGCUCCUGAAUACUUCAUGUUUGGCAAAGUUAAUGACAAGAUCGAUGUGUAUGCAUUUGGCGUUGUGCUCCUUGAGCUUCUUUCCGGAAGAAAGCCUAUUAGCAACGAUCACCCAAAAGGUCAAGAGAGCCUGGUCAUUUGGGCUAAACCGAUUCUUCAUGGUGACAAGAUUACCCAGUUAUUAGACCCAAGUUUGGGUAGCAACUAUGAUCAUGAUGUGAUUAAAAGGAUGGUCUUGGCUGCUACCCUCUGCAUUCGACGUGCCUCUCGAGCUAGGCCGCCUAUGAGCAUUGUUUCGAAGCUCUUGAAAGGCGACCCCGAAGUAACAAAGUGGGCGAACCAGCAAGUGAAUAUUGCUGCAGAGGACUCCGACUCUCUCGAUGAAGGAUCCAGCCCACGUUCUGACCUCAAAUCGCACCUUAACCUCGCACUGCUCGACGUGGACGACGAUUCACUCUCAAUGAGUAGCAUUGAGCAAAGCUUGUCCUUAGAAGAGUACUUGCAAGGCAGGUGGAGUCGGUCGUCCAGCUUCGACUAACCAGAACUCCUGCCAUCCAAAAUGGUGGAAGGAAGAAGAGGUGGUCUCCGAGUUCUCUCGGGUAAAACCGAAUUCGUUCACCUCUUAUGUAUAUGUGAAAUAUCUUUCACCCUCCCCUUUUAUGAGCUGGGUGUUCUUUCUUUCUUUCUUUCAAUUUGUCUGUCUGGUGUUGGAUGUGAGGUUGUUUGUGGUGGUUUCCCUCCUCCUUCCCCAUUGGCAAGUUUCAGUAGAGAGUGUGAUUCAUGGCUGUGACCCUCCUUUCUCAAUAUUUGUUUGAGACAAAGGGCCCAGCCUUUUAGCUUCUUCUCUGUUGUUUUGUUGCAAGAGCUGUGGGUUUUUGGCUAUGUGCACCCAUCUCUAUUUGUAAGGGUGAUGAACUGAUGAUGAUCACAAAAUGGAUCUUCAUUGCAGUAUCUAAGUGGUGGGUAAAAAACAGGAAAUAAGAAACAACUUUGGUGGUAGUUUCUUCAACGAGUUGGUGGUUGUUUCAUUUGUUUCUCUCUUUAUCUUUUUGUUCCUACCUUGUUUGUUUUGCUCGUUUCAAUUCAAUGUGGUGGUGUAGAAGAUCAACUUGAUGACCUCAUGGCUUGUUUUCUUCUCUUUCAAUUGUGUUUGUCCUAAUCCAUGGGGUUGAAGAAUAUAAAGUAAAGUAUAUGAUAAGAUCUUUUGUUUAUAUUGAUGACGAAAUAUUUUGUGAAUUGGAUAAUAAGACAUAGAUAUAGAUCAGAUACAGAUUGAUGACUAUUUUGUUCUAGUAUACUCUGCUGCUUAAGAAAUUAGGAUAAAUUAGUUUGGGUGGCUAUGGGUGGUCAAAAGUUUCAAGCAUGCAUAAUACUGCUUUUGGAGGGGAUUUCUUAAUGGCAAGUGGCCUUCUACUAAAGAAAAGGUAAAAUCAUUAGAUACUAUGGUCGUGUUAGUUAUUCGUAACGUAUGAAUCUUUGAUGAGAAUUUCUGAGUUUGUGGAAAUAGUUAGUUCAAUUACGAUUAUGUAAUAUAUAGAUCUUUGAUGAGAAUUUCUGAGUUUGAGGGGAAAAUAAUAGAAAUAGGCGAAGAGGAAGAAAACUAAAUUGGAUUCCAAUCUUUUCGGAUAUUGAACUUGAAAAUAAAUACACGCUUAUAGGAAUAACACCACAAAUCUCUAACCAUCUAUAGUCCUGUGUCGCCGGCCUCUCUUCUCCUUUUCAAAAUCCAGUUCCCUUUUUCUCAACUCACUAGAAACAAUAAGGGUUAAUAUUUUCGUAUGGCCUGAACUUUGACCAAAAUAAACAUCUUGGUCAAUC
Linum trigynum is the source of this 6864-nucleotide messenger RNA. NCBI's taxonomy places the organism in Eukaryota, Viridiplantae, Streptophyta, Magnoliopsida, Malpighiales, Linaceae. The record is from the annotation of a GenBank genome assembly.